This is a messenger RNA of Cucurbita maxima (winter squash), 1839 nucleotides long. Its product is annotated as leucine-rich repeat extensin-like protein 3. Bases 836 to 1441 code for a protein of 201 amino acids. The record is from RefSeq and is a predicted model, not a curated record. NCBI's taxonomy places the organism in Eukaryota, Viridiplantae, Streptophyta, Magnoliopsida, Cucurbitales, Cucurbitaceae. The transcript has a single exon.
UGAAACAGAUAUUUGAUGUUGUCUCUCCUAAAAACAGGUUGGAAAGAGAUUCUUAGGAACCCUAAUCGAAUCACUCCAUCAAUCAUAUGAAUGAAUGAAUGAAUGAAUGAAUGAAUGAAUGAAUGAAUGAAUGAAUGAAUCGGCCCCACCCUAAAAUAGGUUCGGCUGUUGAAGUCCGCGUAAGCUCUCUCUUCCCCGCCUUCAACCCCAUCUUAUUUUGCCUCCUUUUUUCUCUCUCCCUUCUCCUCACAAGGUGAGAGAGAGAGAGAGAGAUCGGACGAAGAACGAAAUAAACACACCACUGUGACUCUGUCAAUCCCACAUUGGACUUCAUCACCUCGUUUUCCUUCUCUCUCUCCGCUCUCAACCACCAAUUCCUCCUUCUUAUGCUCUCCUUUUCCCCCCUUUCUUCAAUCCCCCACCCCUUCAGGAACCCCCAGAUUCCAGGCCUUCCCAAUGGCCAUCUGCAGAUGAUUUUCUCCCUUCUUUAAUCCUUCCGUCUGCAGAUUUUGCUUUGGGGGAUCCAUUUCAUGUUCUUAUGGAUGCCGAUUUUGGGGUACGUACAUCCUGAUUUCAAUCGGUGUUCUGAUUUUCUCUCAAACCCUAGUGGCCCUCCAAUCUGCCUGCCAAUCUUGGUGGGUGUUGACGAUUUUUGGGUUUCCAGGCUUCCAACGCGAAUUCUAGCGCUUGGAAACCAAACCCUUUUGCCGAAUCACGGAGAAGUUUGGGCGUUGUUUUCAAUUUGAGGAGUUUCGGGUAAAGCCCCAGAUGCGAGGGAGGUCUGGAAAUUUGAAUUUGAAUCCUGCUUUUCUUUGAUUCAUUGCUGUUCAAUGCAAUGGAGCGGCCAUUGUCUACGUUCAUCUUCGUGAUUUCGGGGUUUGCUUUCAGUAUUUUAUCGCUUCUUGUUGAGUCUCAGGCUCGAGAUGGAGCCAUUUCCUCUUCCUCGCCGCCUCCGCCUCCUCCAUCUCCACCACCUCCUUCUCCGCCACCGCCACCACCACCUCUAUCACCACCGCAGUCACCACCGCUAUCACCACCGCAAUCACCACCGCAGUCACCACCGCUAUCUCCACCGCCCCCGUCCCCAAACUUCGUCCCUCCACCCCCAAUCUUCGUCCCGCCUCCACCGCCUGCAUCUCCAUCUUCACCUCCGCCAAUAUUUCCCCCACCGCCUUCUCCGCCGAGUCUCCAGCAUCGUUCUACUCCGCUGCCGCCGCCUAUUCCUGCAUCCUCCGACGCGAAUAAAAAACCACCCGAAGUGAGUCGGAAUAACAACUCCCACAAUAUUGAAGGGUCGAAGAGAAGUCUCAAUAUGGGGAAGAAAGUAGGACUAUUCUUUGUUGGUAUUGCGGCAGUACUUCAAAUCUGCGUGGUGGGAUUUUUGGUAUUCAAGAGACGGCAGCUCCUAAGAUUCAAGGACCAGUACGAUGGUUUUUCUUGAAUCAAUUGGCAUCCGUUUCCUUUGUCUUACAUCAGAGCCAAGGACUUUAGGAGUAUGGUUGAGGAUAUCACGGCCAUCGAGCUAACUGAAUUGAAUCACUGCUAAAAAAAAAAAAAAGGCAACAAUUAGGUAAAUUUUCUUGACUUUGGGGUUGGGAAGAUGCACAAAACAUGUUCUUGAGAUGCUGCAGAAAAGAAAAAUGAAACAGAGGAGGCAGCAGGCGGAUAAUGAGGGGCAAGCAUCUUCUCUUAGGGUCUCCUCAGGUGUUGUGUAAAAAUGGGUACAUGAUAUGAUGAUUGGUUGAGUUUUUCUUCUUGUGAUUUUUGAAUUCUUGUUCAUUCUUUUGUCCAAUGCUGAUUAUACAGUUUGUUAAUUCAGAAGAAACCGCUUGAUAUACA